AAUAUGGCUGGACGGGUGAAGAUUGAAAGUGGUUGCGGCGAUCAAGAAGAUACGAUUUCUGAAGAAGAACUCGAAGAACGUAGACAUUUUCAAAGAAUUGUGAAUGCUUUUAGAUGUUAUAGGGGUUACUCUUUAAGGAGGUUAAACCGUACCGUGAAAUAUGUUUCAAGCUUGCCUUCUUCACAUCAGCAACUUUUGAAGAAGUACAGGCAGCACCUUGACAGGGUGAGGCUUGCCAUUGAACACAACAAUGAUCUACUUAGACUGGUUAUUGCAAACAUUGCCCACAUGUUUGAAAAUGCUGAUCACACAGAUGACGUCAAGCCAUCGAAUCAGGUGCAGGCCACUGCAAUGGAUAUGGACAAAGUCCAGGGUGUGCUGAAGCAGUUCGUGCGUGAGUGGAGCUCUGAAGGAAGUGAAGAACGGCAGGCUUGCUUUCAGCCCAUAUUGGAUGCUAUUGAGUCGCACUUUCCCAGUGACAAUGUGAACCCUGCAUCAGUAAAGGUGCUAGUGCCCGGAGCCGGUCUUGGACGGCUGGCAUACGAGAUUGCCCGUAGAGGCUAUUGUUGCCAAGGAAAUGAGUUUAGUUUCUUUAUGCUGUUUGCUUCGAACUUUGUUCUUAACAGCUGCAAAGGUACGGACCUGCAUACAGUAUACCCCUGGGUGCACCAGUAUUACAACCACAUGGCCUCAAUAGAUCAGAUCCAGCCUGCACGAUUUCCUGAUGCAAACCCGGCAGACGUUCCACGAGAUGCAGAGUUUUCUAUGACUGCAGGCAAUUUUAUAGAGGUAUAUGCAAACCAAGGCUGUUCGUGGGACAGUGUGGCAACUUGCUUCUUUUUGGAUACGGCAGGAAAUAUAGUCCUUUACAUUGAAACAAUCUACAAGAUCCUUAAACCUGGAGGUGUAUGGGUCAACCUUGGCCCGCUCCUCUAUCAUUAUGCGGACCUUCCUACAGAGAAUUCGAUUGAGCCCAGUUAUGAAGACGUCAAAGAUAUAAUCAAGGCCUUUGGCUUUGACAUGUUGGAGGAGAGGACGGGGGUAGCAACUCCAUACACUCAAAACCCUCGUUCCAUGAUGAGGUACGAGUACAAGAGCGUGUACUUCGUUUGCCGCAAGCCUUUUCAAGAGAUUUCAUCGGUGGAUGUAACCAUUAACAGCAACGGCGUGCAAGACGACGAUAGCCUCUCCUGACCAUGACCUGUCAUCUAAAGUGUACUCGUACGUUAUAGCAGAAAACUGGAAAAGUGUGCAUAUAGUGUCUACGUACAUAUGUUAUUUGUGCUGUGCAGCACACUGCCAUGUUGGAACUCUGGUGCAUAUUGACAGUGGAAAGAGAAGGUAGAAUGUACUGGCAGAAAUCUUGACUGAAUUCCUCGAUGACUUGUGGAGCAGUGUAUGCCUUAUCAACAUUUUCCAGGACGAUACUGUGACUAAAAAUAUGUGGCGCACUGACUGUUUCGUUGCUGUUGGGCCUCAAGAACAAGUAUUCGAUAAAAUAUUCGAUAGGAAGCAACGGCUCAAGGAUGUAAUCAAUAAACUAAUUAAUGCAAAUUAUCAACAGGAGUAGGUGUAUUAACCAUGUACUUAAAAUUCAUACCAAAAAGAAAAACGGCUGGUAACCUUUUGUAGCUGCAUUAUAACGGAGCCUGAAGUUUUCGGGAAAUAUUUUUUUCUAAAUUUGGAGGGUGAAAAUCUGGUAAAUAAACAUGUGCUCUAAAUUUGUACGAAUUUGGGUGGAAAAACUUCCAGUAUGCUAAAUUUGGGGAGAAAUCGUGUUCAGUUACUCAAACUAUAACUGUACUGAUUUGGUACAAACAGUGAUGUAACUGCAUUUGCUGCCAAAGAAGUUAGUGUGCAUUCCUAGAGAUGUCUCAGCGAGGGCAUUUUGUGGGUAAAAAUCAGGUAUCGCUCUAAAGAGGCAACCUUCAAUUCGGGGAAGAAUCGGGUUAAACCCCAAAACCUCAGGCUCUAAUUAUAAGCUGAGAUCAUUUGAUUCAAGAGUGCACACAUAUGUCAGAUGAAUGCAGUUCUGAUUUCGGUAAACAGUAACGGCUAUGUUCUGAAGGAAACGUUCUGUUGAAGCAAAAAUGUUCAGCUCACUAUACAGGGUGUUUGACGUAAUGUGUCGCAAAAAUCUAAUUAAAAAUCUACUUGUCUGAAAAAAAAUGAGAUCAACAACAUUUAUUAUGGGUGAACUUCAGCCACGACUUAGGGGUGCUUUGAUCAUAUUUCAGUCGUGAGAAAUUGGAUUUUCUGGAUUGAACUCCAAAAUUUGCCAACGCAAUUAAGAUGUUUUUUUUUUUUUUUUUGCCUGAAACAAGGGAGUGCAUGUCAGACUUACCCUAUCCCAGAACAAAAUUCAUUCCCUACUACAAAGGUAGCCACUGAAAAAAAGUUGCGAAAACUGUCGUUUCGAGAUGCACAACUUGUCAGCUGCCCUCAGUUUUCCGUGAGGAGGCAACGGGAAGAGGGCGAGGAAGAAGUUGGGCCUGUACCCCGUCAGAUUCCUUUUCGAUGCUUCUGCUUGCGCCGGCAAAGUUAAAACGGCACAGUUGUCUCAAACAACAGUGAGGAGGAAGGGGCGCGUCACAGUCUUAUUCCAACGCUUCUUGCAUUAACUCGAUAGAGAAAUGAGCAUGGUUGACAAUGUGUGCAACCCGAAACAGCAGUUUCUGUACUUCCUUUUUGUGUCAGCUGUUACCAUUGUAGUAAGGAAUGUAUUUCGUAAUCGAAUGGAGUAACUCUGACACUUAAAAAAACUAUGGUGCCUUGGCAAAUUUUGAAGUUCAAUUCAGAACAUCCAAUUUUUCUUGCGACUGAAAAUUGAUCAAAGUGCUUGCAAGUCGUGGUAAACGUUAGCCAAGGAUAAAUACUGUUGAUCCCACAGUUUUCGGACAACUACACUUAUUAAUAGUUUUUUGUGAAAUGUUACGUGAAACACAGUGUCUCCUGUGCGUUCCAUCAUGUAAAGAGAUAUUCUCGGUUCAUGAUUGUUCAUUACACAUACUGUCACAUAC
Ornithodoros turicata is the source of this 3020-nucleotide messenger RNA. Its product is annotated as carnosine N-methyltransferase-like. Gene Ontology annotation, cellular component: nucleus; cytosol. The transcript has 7 exons. Bases 4 to 1194 code for a protein of 396 amino acids. Gene Ontology annotation, biological process: carnosine metabolic process. NCBI's taxonomy places the organism in Eukaryota, Metazoa, Arthropoda, Arachnida, Ixodida, Argasidae. The record is from RefSeq and is a predicted model, not a curated record. Gene Ontology annotation, molecular function: carnosine N-methyltransferase activity.